Messenger RNA from Lolium rigidum, 1276 nucleotides. RefSeq names its product choline-phosphate cytidylyltransferase 2-like. Gene Ontology annotation, biological process: CDP-choline pathway. The record is from RefSeq and is a predicted model, not a curated record. Lineage: Eukaryota; Viridiplantae; Streptophyta; Magnoliopsida; Poales; Poaceae. The coding region runs from base 1 to 885 and encodes 294 amino acids. The transcript is spliced from 8 exons. Gene Ontology annotation, molecular function: choline-phosphate cytidylyltransferase activity; phosphatidylcholine binding.
AUGGCGCGCGUCUCCAAUUCCAAGAAGCGCACGCUCAACAACCGCAAGAAGGAGGAGGACGCCACAAACGCCACCGCCAACGCCAGCGCCGGCGCCGCGGGGACCGUCGACGGCCGCCCCGUCCGCGUCUACGCCGACGGCAUCUUCGACCUCUUCCACUUCGGCCACGCCCGCGCCCUCGAGCAGGCCAAGCUGCUGUUCCCCAACACGUACCUGCUGGUGGGAUGCUGCAACGACGAGCUCACGCGCCGAUACAAGGGCAAGACCGUCAUGGACCAGGACGAGCGAUACGAGUCCCUGCGACACUGCAAGUGGGUUGAUGAGGUUAUUCCUGAUGCUCCGUGGGUUCUCACUCCAGAAUUCCUUGACAAGCAUAAGAUCGACUUUGUUGCGCAUGACGCUCUGCCUUAUGCUGAUACUAGUGGUGCUGCAAAUGACGUCUAUGAGUUUGUUAAAAAGAUUGGGAAAUUCAAGGAAACGAAAAGGACUGAAGGAGUAUCGACAUCCGACCUCAUAAUGAGGAUAGUGAAGGACUACAACCAGUAUGUCAUGAGGAAUUUGGCACGAGGAUACUCAAGGAAAGAAAUGGGCGUGAGCUAUGUUAAGGAGAAACAACUGCAAGUGAAUAUGAAGAUAAAUAAACUACGCGAGACUGUCAAGGCACAACAAGAGAAGUUACAAACGGUGGCGAAGACGGCUGGAAUAAACCAUGAAGAGUGGCUGGCAAACGCAGAUCGCUGGGUGGCCGGCUUCCUAGAGAAGUUUGAGGAGCACUGCCACGUCAUGGAAACUGCCAUCAAGGACCGGAUACAGGAGAAGCUGGGGAGACAGGCAAGCAAAGGCAUAGCUGGUGGUUUCAUGCGGCAGCCUGUGGCGGCGGCCUGAUGCUUUCAGACCCAAAGUCAGGAUAUGUGAAUCGAAGUUUGGGUGGUAGUGUGAGCACCAAGAGAAGUCGCUAGUGUGCUUGUGUCAUGGAAUGUGAUGCUUGUGCGAGUAAAAGCAGUUGAGAGUUAGCUGGGCAAGAUCUUUGUAUUAUUCUUUGUUUUUGUAAGUUGGAGGAGGAGGAUGUGUGUUGUUGUUUUACACGGUUCUGUACGCAAAUGUCUAUAGCAGAGGCGUUUGGUGUCGACUGUCGAGCGUCUGCCUACUCUCUGGAGAGAGUUUUUGUUAUUUGUUAUGUUUUGUAGGUUGUACCUUUUGUAAUGAGAUGGAUAUAUGUUCUUUUUAGCAGAAAGUGGAGCACAAUUAAAAUUAAUAACGUUUGAUGCAAUUUGAA